GCUUAUUUUUAAACUUUAUUGUUUGCGAAAAUAGUAAAUACGAGUUUUUAAGCGUGUUAUUAUGCCUUUCUGUGUAUAUAAAGAAAUAUUUUGGAGAAAAGUUUGCUGCACAAAAAAUAUCUAGGUGACCGUGGGGUUCACCUUUGUGUUGCUGUUUGUUUACGCGGAGAAAUGUCAAAACAUACAAAAACACCGGCAGUGUUCGAUUUUAUCUCAUUUGUGUAAAGGCAGUUCGGCUUAUCUUUAAGCGAUUAUAUUUACGUGUUGCAGCCCACAAAUGGUCAUGAAUGUGUUGAACAGCCAUCGUUGUGGACAAAUUUUAAGUAGGAACGCACUAAAACUUCUAUCCCGCGGGUGUACAACCAAAGUAAAUGAUCCAGCAAAAGAACCAAUGGCACAAUCUAGUGAAGAAGCUAUCGUCGUAGAGAAGGAAAACAAUAUCACUUUGAUUGGUAUCAACCGUCCGAAGGUGCGAAAUGCUAUCGAUUCGAUGACGGGCAUAAAAUUAUCAGCUGCCAUUGCUGACUUCGAAAACGAUCCCAAGGCGGAUGUAGGAGUACUGCACGGAAUCGGUGGUAGCUUUUGCUCCGGGUACGACCUUAGUGAGCUUUCACAAAACCCACAGCAGACACAAUCCAUUGUCCACAACCCGGAAGGAGUAAUGGGUCCCACGAGACGAAUGAUACGUAAACCGCUUGUUUGUGCCAUCACCGGGUACUGUGUGGCCGGAGGGCUGGAACUGGCACUAAUGUGCGAUUUGCGCGUAAUGGAAGAAAAUUCCGUGCUUGGAUUCUAUAAUCGACGGUUCGGAGUGCCACUGGUUGAUGGUGGAACGGUCCGAUUGCCAGCAUUGAUUGGCCUUUCGCGAGCAUUAGAUCUAAUCCUUACCGGCCGGACGGUUACUGCAAAGGAAGCUCUCGAAAUUGGACUCGUAAAUCGAGUAGUAGCUGUCGGGGCAGGACUUGGGCAGGCUUACAAUCUAGCGAUGAGCAUUGCAAAGUAUCCUCAGCUAUGCAUCCGCCAUGAUCGGGAUGCAGCGUAUUACGGUACCUUCUCAGCCCAAUCGUUGGAAGAAGCGCUAGAACGAGAGGCAUCGAGCACUACUUCCGAGUUGCUGCAGGAAGCGAAGGAAGGGGCCGAUAAAUUCCGGCAGGGCAUCGGUCGCGGUGGAAGUUUCAGUGGGGUCAAGGAGCGCAAACUGGCAGAUUGGGAAAAAGCAGAAAUGACACACGAAUCUAAACUAUAGCGCAAUAAGAAUGUUGUAUGUAUAAAAUUGUUUUCAAAUCGUAUAACUUUCAGUACACAUUUUUAACUUUUUAAACUUAUGAAAAAGCUUCAUUUUCAAUCAUAUGUAUACAAUCAUAUUGUUAUUUUUUCAAUAACAAUUAAAGGAUAAACGAAAGAAAAAAAAAUUGGUGAUAAUGUUCGUUCUAUAUAACAAACACUGAUUAAGAGAGGAGAAGUGAAUCCCUUUAAA
Molecule: messenger RNA, 1477 nt
Organism: Anopheles funestus (African malaria mosquito)
Lineage: Eukaryota; Metazoa; Arthropoda; Insecta; Diptera; Culicidae
Product: short-chain-enoyl-CoA hydratase-like
Exons: 2
Coding region: 278-1246 (322 amino acids)
Source: RefSeq, a predicted model, not a curated record